Molecule: messenger RNA, 700 nt
Organism: Nasonia vitripennis (jewel wasp)
Lineage: Eukaryota; Metazoa; Arthropoda; Insecta; Hymenoptera; Pteromalidae
Exons: 5
Coding region: 157-627 (156 amino acids)
Molecular function (GO): odorant binding
Source: RefSeq, a predicted model, not a curated record
AUUCGCUGAUAACACCGAAUGAUGAGCCGACGAUUUCGCUGCUCCAAAUUGAUAAUCUUUCAGAAACUAUAGCAUUAGCAGUUGAUCGUUCGGGCAACAUCGAUCGAUUUUACGGCUCUUAUACCAUUACAAAUAUUUCAUACCAACAGUUUAAAAAUGAAUAGAUUGUUCAUCUUCUUGAUUGUACUCGUAGCAGGAUCACGUGCGGACAAAAGACAUGAUUAUGGACAGAAAAUGUCGCAGUGUUUGAUCGAAAAUGGCCUCAACGAAACUCAUCUAAAGUACGUGUUUAGAAUAGGAAAGGUAAAUUUGGAAAUACCCAGUGAUGUUUCUGAAGAGGCAUUGGCUUGCAUGUUAGCGUGUGUCUAUAACUUUACCAUCACCAUGAGGGAAACUCAAAAAACGUUGGAUGAAGCUAUUCUGGAUGUCAUUAAUCUAGACGAUAUGUUCAACAACGAUGAAAAUAAACGUAAAGCUUUGAAGGAAACUCUAGAUAAAUGCAAAACAGAAGCUGCAGGGGACAAUUGCAAAUUGCUGCAAUGCAUCAAGGUUACCAGAGAUCCAUUCGACAAAAUCAUUACAGCUGGUAGAUACAACUACGGUUACUUGAGAAGAGAUAAUGAGUAGUUUUUAUACAAAAUAUAGAACAUUUGAAACUGAUAAAAUAAAUAAAGUAAUUAAAGCUUCCAGUUCAAUCAUA